Molecule: messenger RNA, 1624 nt
Organism: Amphiprion ocellaris (clown anemonefish)
Lineage: Eukaryota; Metazoa; Chordata; Actinopteri; Pomacentridae
Product: serotonin N-acetyltransferase-like
Exons: 4
Coding region: 189-869 (226 amino acids)
Biological process (GO): response to light stimulus; circadian rhythm
Cellular component (GO): cytoplasm
Molecular function (GO): aralkylamine N-acetyltransferase activity
Source: RefSeq, a predicted model, not a curated record
CAUAAUGAAGAGAGACGUCUGUCGUGGAGCAAGUGAGACGCAGAAAGACGCAGAGCCGCUGGUCAACAAGUCAACCUUCACUGGCGCACACCUCAACACCAUCAGGGCCCCACAGAGGUGAUCCUGCUGAGCGGGACGGAAGGAGACCUGUCACGCUUUUCUGGGGGAGAGAAGAGUGCAGAAAUCGUAUGAUGUCCGUUGUGGGCGCGCAGCCUUUCAUCAAACCAAUGCAGCCUUCACCUUCAGUUUCGCCUGGCAUCCAGAGGAGACACACUCUCCCAGCAAGCGAAGUCCGGCCGCUGAACACGCAAGAUGCUAUAAGCGUCUUCGAAAUCGAGCGAGAGGCGUUUAUCUCGGUGUCAGGUGAGUGUCCCCUCCACCUGGAUGAGGUGCGUCACUUUCUCACGCUGUGCCCGGAGCUGUCCAUGGGCUGGUUCGAGGAGGGCCGGCUGGUGGCUUUCAUCAUCGGCUCCCUCUGGGACCAGGACAGGCUGACUACGGAAGCUCUCACUCUCCACAAGCCCCGCGGCUCCACUCUCCACAUCCACGUCCUGGCGGUCCACCGCACCUUCAGGCAGCAGGGCAAAGGUCCCAUUCUGAUGUGGCGCUACCUGCAGUACCUCCGCUGUCUGCCCAACGUGCGCCGAGCCGUGCUGAUGUGCGAAGACUUCCUUGUUCCUUUCUACCGCAAGUCGGGCUUCAAGGUUCUGGGGCGCUGCGCCAUCACCGUGGCCAACCUGACCUUCACCGAGAUGUUUUACCCCAUCAGCGGCCACGCCUACAUGCGGCGCAACAGCGAAGCAAUCCGGUUCCCUGAGCAUCCUCUGACUUUGCCACUGACAAAAACUGAUGAGCACGUUGACGUAUGACAUAAUGAAUUUCAGUUUUGUUCAAUUCAGUAUGCUUCACUGGCAUGAAUAUCAGGUAAAAUAUUGCCAAAGCAUCAAGGAUAGUGUAAUUAAAAAACAACAAACAAAACCAGUUUUAAAAAGGUGUAUAAAAAAUAAAAUAAAAUGUAUGAAUAAGAUGAUAAAAGAGCAAGAAAAAGAUAAAAACAGAAGAAAAAAUACUUUAGUAUUUUAUAUUUUUUAAACUAAUAUUAGAAAGCCUGUGUGCACAGGUUGUAUUUAGCUUUAGAGCAAAAUAAUCAGUGUUGUAGGAUCUUUCAUGGUUUUCUUGGAAUAAUUUUUCUGUGAACAAUAAAAUAAGAAUGUAGGCUUACUAUAUAAUGUAAUAAUCUGCUAUAAUGUGAUGUGUUAUAUAUGAUCAUGUGUACAGAGUAAAGUAGUGUGCUGAAGUCUGUAACAGAAGUUACACGUUGCGUUCGUGGCAGACAUUUGGACUUGUAUGAUAAGCUGUCUCCUGCUCAGCACCUUUCUGGGCUUCCCACAACUAUGGACUGACGUCAGUGACCAGGCUUUAGCCGCUCAAUAGCAGCUCCUCCAGCUCUAUUAGGGGCUUUAGCUAUUGUAAACAUCAGAGGAUUUAGAAGAAGAUCCACUCAUCAGUUAAGGACCGUACUUAAACCAACAUGUACGCUGCAGGUCUGGGUUAUAGCUUUGUGUUGUUUAUGUGUGUGUCUGUCACAGUAUCACAAUUUCAAUAAAAAGUGUUUUAUACUGUU